Molecule: messenger RNA, 3871 nt
Organism: Alligator mississippiensis (American alligator)
Lineage: Eukaryota; Metazoa; Chordata; Crocodylia; Alligatoridae
Gene: CNOT8
Product: CCR4-NOT transcription complex subunit 8
Exons: 7
Coding region: 1801-2679 (292 amino acids)
Cellular component (GO): CCR4-NOT core complex; CCR4-NOT complex; P-body
Molecular function (GO): nucleic acid binding; poly(A)-specific ribonuclease activity
Source: RefSeq, a predicted model, not a curated record
CCGUUUGAAGACCGGGGAGCCCCGUAUCACCUCGUUAACACGGUUCCUAACGGGCCCUGUCGAGAGAAGGAGGAGGAGGGCAGUGCAAUGAAUGUCGCGUCUGCCAGUCUCGACGCGACUCGACAGCUGUCCCUUAAGGGCUGGGACGUUUCAAUUCGGAAGCCCCCGAGCCCUUGUCCUCCAGCCGCGGCUUCCCCCCGCCCCCGCGCGCGGUGAAGCAAUAAUCCUCGCGACCCCCUCGGUCCCGCGCCGGCAGACGGCACAGCGAGCGGUCAGGUGGGCCCGGUCCGCCGCGUGCGUGCGUGCGUGCGUGCUGCGAGACCUGGCGCGCUGUCGCCAGAGCGCCGGAAAGGGCUCGACCGGGCUUGCUCGCCCCACGCGCCAGGAUGGGCUGGUUUCCUUACGGUCGUAGGAUGGCGGCGCGCUUCGGAGAGGGGUGUCCUGCCUCAGGCAGAGGGAUGCGCUGAUCCGCGUUGUGCGGCACCAUCAUCCCUCUCCAGACCGUGCCUCAGGCAGGCGGAUGCACGAAUCGGCGUGGUUCGGAGAGGGAUGCACGAAUCGGCGUGGUGCGGCAGGAUCAUCCCUCUCCAAACCAGGCCUCGGGCAGAGGGAUGCACUAAUCCACCUUGUGUGGCAUGGUUUGGAGAGGGAUGCACUAAUCGGCAUGGUGCGGCAGGAUCAUCCCUCUCCAAACCAUGCCUCAGACUUCAGAAGGAUGCACUGUAAUCGGCAUGGUGCGGCAUGGUUUGCAAAGCAAUGCACUAUAAUCGGCAUGGUUUGCAGAGGGAUGCACUAAUCGGCAUGGUGCGGCAUGGUUUGCAAAGGGAUGUGCUAAUCGGCAUUGUGCGUCAUGGUUUGGAGAGGGAUGCACUAAUCGGCAUGAUGCGGCAGGAUCAUCCCUCUCCAAACCAUGCCUCAGACUUCAGAAGGAUGCACUGUAAUCGGCAUGGUGCGGUGUGGUUUGCAAAGCAAUGCACUAUAAUCGGCAUGGUUUGCAGAGGGAUGCACUAAUCAGCAUGGUGCGGCAUGGUUUGCAAAGCAGUGCACUAUAAUCGGCAUUGUGCGGCAUGGUUUGGAGAGGGUUGCACUAAUCGGCAUGAUGUGGCAGGAUCAUCCCUCUCCAAACCAUGCCUCAGACUUCAGAAGGAUGCACUGUAAUCGGCAUGGUGCGGCGUGGUUUGCAGAGGGUUGCACUAAUCGGCAUGGUUCAGAGAGGGCUGUGCUAAUCGGCAUGGUUUACAGAAGCAUUCAUAGAUGUUAGGGGUGAAAGGGACCUUGGAAGAUCAUCGGGUCCAGCCCCUUGCACCCAGUAGGAGAGAGGACUGAGGGUGAGGUGACCGUCCAGUCUCCUCUGGAAGAUUUCCAGAGUAGUUGAUUGCACCCCGUCUGGAGGGAGCUUAUUCCACAGACUGAAGGAUGACCCUCCCUGGGGCAGGGGGUCAGACAGGAUGACCUCGGGAGGUCCUGUCUGGCCCCACUUCUCUCUAUUAAGAUUUCUCCAGAGCAGCGAGACCAUGCUGCGGUGGGUUGCAGAUGACAGCGCACAUCUUCCUACUUUUAGUUUCCUGAAGCAGCCAACAGAAAUGUUGCAAAACUUUAGCAAUUAAAUUGUUGCCAAGUGAUGUGUGCAAACAAGCCCUACCCUUAAAAUGCAGUCCUAAAAGGAGGAGAAACAUUGGCUCGUCUCAGCUGGAGUUGGUAGUCCCAGCGUGCCGACUGAGCCACAGAGCUGGCAGCUCUACACCAUCAUACUGACCACCCAGACACGCCAUUGGGUGCUUCUAUUCCAAUUCCUGCAAGAUGCCAGCAGCACUUGCAGAGAACAGCCAGGUUAUCUGUGAAGUAUGGGCAAACAAUCUGGAAGAAGAGAUGAGGAAAAUUCGAGAAAUUGUUCUCAGUUACAGAUACAUCGCCAUGGACACAGAGUUUCCAGGAGUUGUGGUGAGGCCAAUUGGUGAAUUUCGGAGCUCCAUCGACUACCAGUAUCAGCUCCUCCGGUGUAACGUAGACCUCCUGAAAAUUAUCCAGCUGGGCUUAACCUUCACGAAUGAGAAAGGAGAGUAUCCUUCUGGGAUCAACACCUGGCAGUUCAAUUUCAAAUUCAAUCUAACGGAGGACAUGUACUCACAGGAUUCCAUAGAUCUCCUGGCAAAUUCUGGGCUGCAGUUCCAGAAACAUGAGGAGGAAGGGAUCGAUACCCUGCACUUCGCAGAGCUGCUCAUGACCUCAGGGGUGGUCCUCAGCGACAAUGUUAAAUGGCUCUCGUUUCACAGUGGCUACGAUUUUGGCUACAUGGUGAAAUUGCUGACAGACUCCAGACUCCCUGAGGAGGAACAUGAAUUCUUUCAUAUUUUGAACCUUUUCUUCCCAUCCAUCUAUGAUGUCAAGUACUUAAUGAAGAGCUGUAAAAACCUUAAGGGAGGUCUUCAAGAAGUUGCAGAUCAGCUGGAUUUGCAACGAAUUGGACGACAGCAUCAGGCAGGAUCGGACUCGCUGCUCACGGGAAUGGCCUUCUUCAGGAUGAAAGAGUUGUUCUUUGAGGAUUCAAUUGAUGAUGCAAAGUACUGUGGCCGGCUGUACGGCCUUGGCACAGGAGUGGCACAGAAGCAAAGUGAGGACGUGGAGUCGGCUCAAGAGAAGAUGAGCAUUCUCGCCAUUAUCAACAACAUGCAGCAGUGAGAAAUGGAGACCCGUCAGCAGGACAUGGUCCCAGAACAGCAACUGCUGUCAGAAACUUUUCCAAUUCUGUCAAACAAAAGGCAUCUACCGCAUGCAUUUGGCAGAAAGACUAGAGUUUUGAUGAAGGGGGAAAAAAAGCAUCUUCAUUUCAAACCUAAAAGGGAGUUCUGAAUUCAUAACAAUACCAGCAUUGGUGGUUUGCCAUCUUUUUAAUACCAAGGGCAGGAGAGAGAAUCUAAAUGUGUAUACCUCCUCUUUUUUCUUUCCUUUUUUUUUUUUUAAAAUACCGAAUCUGCAAGGAAGACUUAAAUGGAGAACAUUCAGCAGAGCUGAAGUUCUGAAAUGCCAGUGAAAUUGGACACAGCAACCUUGCAGGGCCCUUUAGGAAGCUUAUUUUAAAAUUUCUUGUGCAUGCUGUGAGGUGAUGUCUGCUCCUCAUCUUUUGCUCACUUUUAUCCCUCUGUGUCAUUUAUGUAAUGACCCUCUCAUUCACGGCAGAGCAUGGGGAACAAAGCAAAGCACCUUCUCUGCAGCAGGUGUUCAGCUCGAGCUGUCUUGCCUCCGGCCAGGAUGGCUGCAGGAUGGGUGUUUUGAACAGCUGUGCUGUACAGGGUCCCUUGGGACUGUUGUGCAAUACAAGUGUGUUACACCACUGAGCCUCGUUUUAAUUCUCAUAGUUAUGAACAGAAUAAACUGCUGCGUAGAUGAACCAGCCUGGAAGCUUGCUGCCUUCUAGAGAUUUUGUAACAGGAAUUUGGACCAAAACAGUUUCAGCCACCCAGUUUCACUUGAUGAUGUAGAAGAUCUUGUUCAUCUCACUUCAGUAUGUAGGAGUAGUUUACUAGGCAAAUAAUUAUAUUUACUUUCAUAUUGGAGUGAUGUUUAAACAGGCCUCAAAGCCACUGCGUCUCCCUUUGUAAAGAUUUGAGGAGUAUCCUAAAGAGUGGAGAUUGAAGGCUCAGGAGUCCGAUUUUUGACUAGAGGUUCUAAUAAUACACAUUAUUUUUGAACAGCUCUGAAUAUGUUUCUAUAAGAAAAAAACCUCUUUUGAACAGCAAAUUAAACCUCUCAUUUUAAGUCUUGCAUUUUAACAAGCUUAAAUGAUUCUUGAUUGAUGUUAAACUGGUAAUUAAAAUGCUUGUAAAUACUAUGUUUUUAAUUUUGUAAAAUAAAGGUUUUGGUUUUUUUUUUA